CAAAAUCUACAGCCUUAACCCGCGAGCUGAUCUCUCACUCUCCUGACCUACGAAACGGCAGCCAUGACAGCAGUUCUGUUGGAGCUUUCAGAGGUCCUUCGUUCCAAAACUGAUGAGGACAAGAUAACAAACUCAGAAAGAAUGUUAAUCGGCAAUUGCAUGGUGAAGUCGGUCAAGAAUUGUUUAAUCGGGGCCUUUGUCUCUUCUGCCGUAGUUUACAGUGCAACUAGAAGACUUGGGCGUUGGUACCGCUUCUACCUUUCAGCAGGUUCAGCCAUGCUCAUAGGAAGGCUGCUGAUUGAUAGGUCUGCAAAUUCAUGCCUUGAACACAUAUUAAGCAUUGAAGAAAUUCAUUGCUGCCCAUAUUUUGCAUGUUUUAACAUGCAAUUUCAUGAUAGUAUAUUAUGGAAGCAUAGAGAAAGCCCUUCAAGAAUGCAGCUGGUACACAAGUAUUUUUAUCCAGAGGUAGUAUUUACUGAUCUAAAACCAGAUGAGCCCCUCAUAAGGUUGAGGGCAAGGAAUGCCUAUGAAGAUCAAACCGCUUCCGGGCGAACGGAAGACAAUGAUGGCAGCUGCGAUGAUGUAGAUGCCAAAACACAGUCGACUAGUCAAUCAAAGAGAAAUCCAAGUAAUGCAAAUACAUCCCAAAGCAAUCCGGGCGAAGAUCUCCUUGCAGACCCACUGGAAUUCAUCAUCUUUGGCAAUCAAGAACCGAGCGAGCAAAUUCGUGCUGAUGGUGCGGAAAACCCGAGAAGUCGGCGACGUGCCCAUAGGACAGCUCGCCGGCACCACCGCGACCACCAUACUGAAACACAUUCCCAUUCAACAGAAGGUUAGCUGAACUCUUUACAGAACUGAAUAAUCUGACUAUGCUGGAACAGAUUGCUUCUUUAGAUUAGCCUUCAUAAUCAUAGCCUCUCCUUAUUUUGAUUGCUGAAUUUGUUACACUUUUAGGGUUGGGAUCUAAAACCUAAGCAAUUCUUUUUUAGCAAUUUUUUUAGUAGUUUUGCAAAAACUGGAUGAAGAACUUCAGUUUA
Messenger RNA from Phalaenopsis equestris, 1037 nucleotides. RefSeq lists its product as uncharacterized. The transcript is spliced from 6 exons. Bases 64 to 837 code for a protein of 257 amino acids. The record is from RefSeq and is a predicted model, not a curated record. Lineage: Eukaryota; Viridiplantae; Streptophyta; Magnoliopsida; Asparagales; Orchidaceae.